This is a messenger RNA of Pygoscelis adeliae (Adelie penguin), 665 nucleotides long. Its product is annotated as leukotriene C4 synthase-like. Lineage: Eukaryota; Metazoa; Chordata; Aves; Sphenisciformes; Spheniscidae. The coding region runs from base 1 to 438 and encodes 145 amino acids. Gene Ontology annotation, cellular component: endoplasmic reticulum; membrane; nuclear envelope. Gene Ontology annotation, molecular function: glutathione peroxidase activity; glutathione transferase activity; leukotriene-C4 synthase activity. The record is from RefSeq and is a predicted model, not a curated record. Gene Ontology annotation, biological process: leukotriene biosynthetic process. The transcript is spliced from 5 exons.
AUGUUGGACCAGAUUCAUCUGCUGGCUGCCGUGACAGUCCUGGGAGUCCUGGAGCAAGCCUACUUCUUCCUGCAGGUGAUCUAUGCUAGAAGGGCGUUUGGCAUUUCUCCUCCAAAGAUCUCAGGCCCACCUGAAUUCGAGAGGAUCUUUCGAGCACAGGUGAACUCCUCCGAAUAUUUUCCCAUUUUCCUGGCACUUCUGUGGCAGGCUGGACUCUUCUUCCAUCAAGGUCUGGCUGCAGCCUUGGGUCUGCUCUAUCUCUAUGCCCGCUACUGCUACUUUAUGGGUUACAGGGCAUCGUCCUCAGAAAGGCUCGCCCCGAUAUACUUUAGCACUGGAGUUCUCUGGAUUCUCAUUGCAGCGUCAGCCCUGGGCAUCUUGCAUUUCUUCCUCUCUCACUACGUGGGGCUGAACAUCCUCCAGCUUCUCACCGCGUGACCUGCUCCUCUGUCCCUCACCAGCGUCCUCGCCUUCGAGUCCUGCUGCCUCCUGCCCGUGGUAACAGACUGGCUGUACCUAGUGCAGCACAAGCAACAAAUCCACCCUCACCUGAGUUCUUAACACCUCCCUCCCCACUGCCCAGCACCAGCACAAACUGCUGAGCUCUUCAGGAGGCAUUUUUUCCCCCACGGCACUCUUUGUGCCAAGUGAUCCAUAUCUGGCAG